AUGUCCGAGCUGCGGGACGUGCUUCCUCCUCUCGGAGAGCGGGCCCGGGCGGCGAGGCUCGCGUUCCUGGGCGUCGUGGCUGCGCUGGCCGCUGCAAUGGUGCUGUCGUAUCCUCUGGGAGCCAUCGCAAGGCUAUUCAGCCCGUCACGGCCCCCUUCCGCCCGGAGACGUCUAGCUUCGGCGGUCUUCGCCGUCUACCUGUCGUUGGCGUGCCUCACGCUGUGCCUGGCAGAAGACGGCUGGACCGGCCUGGACGCCGCGUACUUUUCCACUGCCACGCUGACCACGGAGAGGGGCAGACAGGGCAGCGGCAUCGAUUUCACGCGUCCUAUGUCUCAACAAGAUGAAGAGGAACACCAGGCGCGGGUCGCUGACGCUAUAUGGGCCUUGGUGGGUUUCCUGAUGGUGUUGCUAGGGUGCGCCGGCGUCUUUCUCCGGGCGUCGCGGGGUGGGGGGGGCGGUGCCGUUGACGAGGGGGGCGACUUGCCGGCGACGACGAGCGUGUUGGGGGCCGUGUUUUCUGCGCUGCUGGCGCUCAGCACCGUAGGGUGA
Messenger RNA from Ectocarpus siliculosus, 552 nucleotides. NCBI's taxonomy places the organism in Eukaryota, Phaeophyceae, Ectocarpales, Ectocarpaceae. The record is from the annotation of a GenBank genome assembly.